Messenger RNA from Anas platyrhynchos (mallard), 3878 nucleotides. Lineage: Eukaryota; Metazoa; Chordata; Aves; Anseriformes; Anatidae. The record is from RefSeq and is a predicted model, not a curated record.
AGGAGGGGUACAAACGUCCCGCACUGCCACAGACACACACUGGGAGAAGUGUGGGGGCUGGAGGAGGCAGCUGGAGGCAGUGGGACCGGGUACCCUGAAGCCGGAGCAGGAUGAGGAUGAGAAUGAUACAGAAGCUGGAUCCUCAUAGCGUGGGAAAGACGCAAGCUGCUGGUAUCAGACCUGGGGAUUUAUGCUGCUAAUCUGAUUAGUGUAUGAUGGACGUGUCCAGUUGGAAGGAGAUGGAGGUGGCACUAGUCAGUUUUGACAACGCUGAUCAGAUUGUGGAGGAUCCCUGUUAUUCAAAUGACCUCAGUCCCGCUGGGCAGUCGCGGAAGGGCCAUCCCAGCUGCCCCAACCUCCUCUCCAACUGGAGAAUCCUCAUCAACAGUGAAAACGCCAACAAUGAGACCAUUUUCUCCAGGUUCUCUGCUGAGCUCAGUGAGCACCUGGUGGGGGAACGGGUGGGCAUGGAAGAGGGGGACCAACGAGUCAUCAUCAAUAUUGCUGGGCUGAGGUUUGAGACACGGCUCAAGACCCUCAACCAGUUCCCGGAGACCUUGCUUGGGGACCCAGAAAAGAGGAUGCGUUACUUCGACUCCAUGAGGAAUGAAUAUUUCUUUGACAGGAACAGGCCCAGUUUUGAUGGGAUCUUGUACUAUUACCAGUCUGGUGGGAAAAUCCGGCGUCCAGCCAAUGUACCUAUUGAUGUCUUUGCUGAUGAAAUCACCUUCUAUGAGCUGGGUGACGAAGCCAUGGACCAGUUCAGGGAGGACGAAGGGUUUAUCAAGGACCCUGAGACCCUCUUACCAACCAAUGACUUUCACAGGCAAUUCUGGCUGCUCUUUGAGUACCCCGAAAGCUCCAGUGCAGCCAGAGGCGUAGCUUUGGUCUCUGUCCUGGUCAUUGUCAUCUCCAUCAUCAUCUUCUGCAUGGAGACCUUGCCAGAGUUCAGGGAGGAAAGGGAAUUUAAGUCCACCCAGGAGCUUUCUAAGAAUCUGACAGACACCUUGCUGGCCCACAGCACCUUCACAGACCCUUUCUUCGUCAUAGAGACUGCCUGCAUCGUCUGGUUCUCCUUUGAGCUGUUUGUCCGGUUCAUCGUGUGCCCCAGCAAGACUGACUUCUUCAGAAAUAUCAUGAAUAUUAUUGAUAUUGUGUCCAUUAUCCCCUACUUUGUAACUCUCACCACCGAGCUGAUCCAGCAGAGCGAACUCAAUGGGCAGCAGAACAUGUCCUUGGCCAUCCUGCGGAUCAUCCGUCUGGUCAGGGUCUUCCGCAUCUUCAAGCUCUCCCGGCACUCCAAGGGGCUGCAGAUCCUGGGGCAGACCCUCAAGGCUAGCAUGAGGGAGCUGGGCUUGCUCAUCUUCUUCCUCUUCAUUGGCGUCAUCCUCUUCUCCAGUGCUGUCUACUUUGCAGAAGUGGACGAGCCACAGUCCCAUUUCUCCAGCAUCCCUGAUGGCUUCUGGUGGGCCGUGGUCACGAUGACAACCGUCGGCUAUGGUGACAUGUGUCCCACCACCCUGGGUGGGAAGAUUGUGGGGACUCUAUGCGCAAUUGCAGGAGUAUUGACCAUUGCGUUGCCCGUCCCUGUCAUAGUCUCAAACUUCAACUAUUUCUACCACAGGGAGACAGAGAACGAAGAGAAGCAAAUUCUGCCUGGGGAGGUGGAGAGAAUGCUCACCAGUGUGGUGACGGGAAAUGGCAGCAUGGAGUCACUCAAUAAGACCAAUGGGGGUUACCCUCGAGAUAAGGCCAAAAAAUGACAUUGCUGUGAUGGGACUGAGCACUGUCAGGUGGGAUUGUCUGGAUAAGGUAUAAAGCAUCUGCACGCUGUGAUUUUUUUUUAACUGAAUGUGCUGCUGCUGUUUUUUUUCUAGACAUUUUUCACUCUCUGAUUUCCUGUGGCUGUUCAAAUAAAUACCAUCUUUCUUAUCUCUCUUCCCUGCCCAUCAGUCUAUUUUUUUUUAUUAUUUGAUGCUCAUCUGCUUGACAUUUAGCUUUUUUGUCUGUGAUAUCAGUGCCAUUCUCCAUAUGCAAAGAUUUUCCCCAUAUACCAGAAGGGGAAAAAGGCAAAAUGACAUGAACUGCUUUGCCUGGUGGCACCCAGCUGUCCAGGGGUGGAGCUGGUUGCCAUCUUCCUGCAUUUCUUAAUCCAUUUUAAAUAUUUCCUCCACUACUCAGAAUGUGGAUAUCUGAGCAAUCCUCAGAUCUGGAAGUGGUCUGCUUUUAUUUAUUAAUUUAUUUUUCUGGCUGAAAAAUAAGUUAUAUUUUUAGCUAGAUGAGUUCCCUGGUGUGUCUGCCUAAAUAAUUUUGCUGAUGCAGUAGGGUGGGCAGUGAUGGAUGGGAUUGAGCCACUGGGUGUAGGGAUUAAGACAAGAGGGAUGGGGACCAGCUCCACUUGCACAGCCACCAAGAAAGGCCCCAGGGCGUGGUGGCUCAGUGCCCACGGACAUUCAUCUCUGGGAAGGACAGGGGGGAUUUUUCCUGCCACAAAUGCUUGAUGCGUGGGUUAUCUGGUGCACAAAUGCCUUUGGGGAUGAACCUCUGUGACCUUGUAGAUUUUUUGUCACUUAUGUUGCUGAAAAUGGGGCACGGAGUAAUGAGGGCUGACGUUUCCUGACAUUUUGGCUUUGCGUUGUAAAAAUCACUUCUGGUUUUGAAAACAUGCAAAUUUCCAUAGGCAUUUUCAAUGGGAGAAACAGAAACAAAUCAUUUUGCUGUUCUCUCUAAUGCCAGCAGGUUUCCUUCUGACAAAAACAUUUUGUUCCAACUUCACUGUUUCAGUUGGCUUUUUUGAUGUUUCUGCCUACAUUAAAAUCACAGUUUCUCAUACAGUGUCUACACAUCUGCUUUUAUAUCCCACAUCUGUUAUAUAUGAUGUCUCAUCUCCUCAAGGUUCAGUAUGAUCAUUGCACAAUGUGCCAACAUCUUUGGUUUGCAAUUUCGUUCAGAAAGGAGUGAUGAAAGAAUGUUUAUUUAUUUUUGUACCUGUUCUGAUUGAAAAUGUGAGAUAGGGUGUGCUGGGAUUUUCCCUCUGGCAGAAAUCCCACACCCACUUGCUGCAGAGCUCGGGGUCUGGGGGGAUUCUUAUUCUGGUUUGGGGUAUUUUUUUUGUGGGCUUUCUGCAACACCUUUGGUCCACCUGAACCCCAGGCAGGUGGAUCUGGAACAUGAUCAGGACAGGUGUCCUUCAGGGACAAAUCUCCCUUUUAAUUUUCUCCCAUCCCUCACCCUUUUCCUCACCCCAUCCCUCGCCACCCUCACAGCAUCAUCACCGACAGAGGAGGAGCAGUGAGAAAUGUUUACUCUUCCCUCUGUGCUCAAGGGAGAAAUGCCUCAUUAUCUGCGAGGAUGGCUGGAAGAAGAAGAGCUGGGCACAGCUGGAGGAGGCACAGCUGGGCACAGCUGGUGAGCAGCAUUCUGAGACAUCCCCAGCUCCUCUCGUCACUCCUCAUUUCUCUCCAGCUGUUCUGCCACUUCUCUAUUUUUAUUUCAUAGAAGAAAGAAUGAAACUUUUAAAAUCCUUUUAUUUUUUCUUGAGCUCUCCUUCCCAAACUUCACUCCCAUUAUAUCAAAGCUGAAACACUUUCGGUGUUUAUUCCUUGGGAAGCGAUCAUGAAAAACUCUGGUGAAAAGGUUUGGGUUGGGAAAUAUUCAGCCUGCUUCCUAUGGAAAAGCUCUGAGCACGUCCUCACUGCUCUUGCUCCCGUAGCAAUCAGAGAGGGAUUGAAAUGGAGGGUUGCUGGGAUGGAUGGAUUGACAGAUGGAUGGAUGGAUGCAUGGAGAGAUAGGUAGCAGGAUGAACUUGAUUCUUAUUAACUUGUAAAUUUUAUUCUCCAAUAAAAGAGUAGAUGCUUCAAAGUUGAACAUACAGAAAA